Messenger RNA from Arachis duranensis, 1381 nucleotides. Its product is annotated as syntaxin-121. The coding region runs from base 117 to 1001 and encodes 294 amino acids. NCBI's taxonomy places the organism in Eukaryota, Viridiplantae, Streptophyta, Magnoliopsida, Fabales, Fabaceae. Gene Ontology annotation, cellular component: endomembrane system; SNARE complex; plasma membrane. Gene Ontology annotation, biological process: vesicle fusion; intracellular protein transport; exocytosis. Gene Ontology annotation, molecular function: SNAP receptor activity; SNARE binding. The record is from RefSeq and is a predicted model, not a curated record. The transcript is spliced from 2 exons.
CCAUAAAAAUGAAAGAGCCCAAGAUCGCAGUCCAUCUAAUUUCCUCUUAAUCUCCAUUCAAAGUUUCUUCAAACACAAGAGAAAGAAGGUAUAAUAUCUUGAAAAAGAAAUUAAAGAUGAACGACUUGCUCUCUCCACCGCGGGACAAGAACCAGCAUGUCAUCGAGAUGGCGGAAACGACGCCGUCCGUCGAGAACAACCUCAACAAGUUCUUCGAGGAAGUUGAGUCCCUAAAACAAGAGCUGAAAGAGCUCGAGAACAUCCACAACAGCCUCCGAGUCUCCAACGAGAAGAGCAAGGCUCUCCACACCGCAAAGGAUGUGAAGGACCUUCGCUCUCGUAUGGAUGCUGAUGUCACCACCGCCCUCAGGAAGGCCAGGGUCCUCAAGGCCCGCUUGGAGGCCCUUGACCGGGCUAACGAGGCUAGUCUGUCCGUCCCUGGCUGCGGGCCUGGCUCUUCCUCUGACCGGACACGGACGUCUGUGGUGAAUGGACUGAGAAAGAACCUCAAGGAGUCAAUGGAGAGUUUCAACAAACUGAGAGAUCAGAUAUCGUCGGAGUAUAGAGAUACCGUACAACGUCGGUACUACACCGUCACCGGCGAGAAUCCUGAUGACAAAACCAUUGACCUUCUCAUCUCUACCGGUGAGAGUGAAACUUUCCUCCAGAAAGCAAUCCAACAACAAGGGAGAGCGACAGUGAUGAACACAAUUCAAGAGAUUCAGGAGAGGCACGGUGCGGUGAAAGAGAUAGAGAGGAACCUGAAGGAGCUUCACCAGGUGUUCUUGGACAUGUCAGUGUUGGUCCAAACACAGGGUGAACAGCUCGACGACAUUGAGAGCCACAUGGCACGUGCUAAUUCGUACGUUAGGGGUGGUGUACAGCAACUCCAAGUUGCUAGAAAGCACCAGAAGAACACCCGCAAGUGGACCUUUAUUGCCAUCAUAUUGCUUCUCAUAAUCGCCUUGGCUAUAAUUCUUCCCAUAGUUUUGAGAAACUGAUGACUCAUCAGAAUUGAAAAUAUCUGGUCAAAUUGAAUGGGUUGGUGUUGUUAAUAGUGCUGGCUGCGAAUGUGGAAUCAAUCAAAUGUCAAGUCAACUCAAGCCACCUUGUUGACCUAAACGUCUUUGUGAUUAUCAUUCUUUUCGUUCUCGUGUUUAAUUUUGCUUUUCCCUUGCCGUUAUUUAUUUUUUUAUUUGUUUUAGUAUUUGUUUGAGAUUCUAGAAUCAUUUGACGGGGGAGAACGGAGGCACUUGUUCAUGGAAAGUGUGUGUUCCGCGUUCCACAUAUUUUUUCUUUUUUUUUUCUUCGGCUGGUAUCUUAUAGGAGUCAUUCAUGUACAUAUGUUUAAUUAAGUCGGUUUAUUGAUGUUGCUUUUCAA